Molecule: messenger RNA, 1497 nt
Organism: Echinococcus granulosus
Lineage: Eukaryota; Metazoa; Platyhelminthes; Cestoda; Cyclophyllidea; Taeniidae
Product: NADPH:adrenodoxin oxidoreductase
Exons: 10
Coding region: 1-1497 (498 amino acids)
Biological process (GO): ubiquinone biosynthetic process
Cellular component (GO): mitochondrion
Source: RefSeq, a predicted model, not a curated record
AUGUCUGCAUUGUCGGAAGCGGCCCUUCAGAGGCACGAAAGUGCACGUAUUGAUGUGCUCGAAAAGUUGCCCGUUCCUUUUGGUCUCGUUCGAUACGGAGUCGCUCCUGACCAUCCAGAAGUCAAGAAUGUGAUCAAUACUUUCACACAAGUGGCCAAGAAUCCCCGCUUUCAUUACUAUGGGAAUAUAGCCGUUGGUGAUGAUAUUAGCCUGGCGGAACUUCGCUAUCAUUAUGACGCCAUCGUACUGGCUUAUGGGGCAAGUGCUGACAAACGUAUGAAUAUUAGUGGUGAGGAACUUCCGGGUGUCUUAUCAGCCAAGGAACUGGUCGGAUGGUAUAAUGGAUAUCCAGAUUUACAAGCGCCUCCACCAUAUUUGGACUGCGAAACUGUUGCCAUUGUUGGUAUGGGAAACGUUUCACUCGAUGUCGCGAGAAUUCUUCUCUGUUCUGUUGAUCGCCUCAAAAAUACAGACAUCCCAGAGCCAGUGAUAGAGCAUCUCUCUACCAGCCGAGUACGUCGAGUGAUCAUAGUAGGACGUCGGGGACCUCUGCAGGCCGCGUUCACGCUGAAGGAGUUCAGGGAGUUGUGUUGUCUUCCAAAAACCAAAAAUACCCUUGUUCAAGGUCUCCGCAUCGAAUUCACUCCACGGAACAUCUUCAAUGAAACCCUUUCAACUGGCAAUGAUCGUAUUAAGCUUCUCGCAGAGCUUCCGCGUCCACGACGCAGGCUGAUCGAGCAUAUGCUCAAGAUAUCGACUCUUAGCUCGAUGCCUAUAGAACACGGUGUGGUGGGUGAACCCCUUUCCUGUGAGAUGCGUUUUUUGCGAUCACCGAUACAAGUGGUGCCCCAUUACCCUGUCCUCGAUUGUACAUUGCCGCCGCCCACCGUUUCUAAAGCCUCAAAUGUGGCUGGUAUCGAGCUGCGUGUGAACAAGCUGGAGGGUCCACUGGGCGAGGAUCAAAAAUGCGUGGUGGCAGAAGGCGAGAGUCCAGAGCGCGUGGAGUGUGGAUUAGUGGUGCGCAGCAUCGGUCACCGCAGUGUGUGCAUUGAUCCCGACUUGCCAUUCGAUGAGGAGCGCGGCAUAAUCGCCUGUAGCGACGAGUACGGCCGUGUUCCAGGCCUCCUCUCCUUAGGUGAUAGCUACGGUGUCGACGGGGAUGCGCUGCUGUACGCCUCCGGCUGGGCCAAGAUCGGUGCGACGGGGGUUAUUGUCAAUACCCUUGCUGAUGCACGCAGCACUGCGGAUGCGAUUCUCGCAGACUUUGCGGGCAAGGAGUUGCCCUCUCGUCAUGUGGGUUUUGAGGGAUUUAAAGAGAUCUUAGCGAAAAAAGGUGUGCGCCCGGUGACCUUCGCGGACUGGGAGCGUGUGGAUUCGAAGGAGAGAACGACGGGUCGUGACCUUGGCAAACCCCGGGAAAAGAUCGCCUCCUUAAAGGACAUUCUGCGAAUCGCUUUUUCGGAAGUGUCCAAAAUGCGCAGUGGCGACAGAUCCUGA